AUGGCAGAAGAGGCUACAGCAAGCAGCAUGUCACAAGUUCUUCGUGUACUGGAUUUAGAAGGCUGUGAUCUCAGUAAAUUUAGCAAUCUUAAUCUGAGGCAUGUCGGUAAGCUCUCUCACCUGAGGUACCUUGGGCUAAGACGAACAUACAUCGCUGAGCUCCCUACAGAGAUCGGAAAUCUGAAGGUUUUGCAGACGCUGGACAUCAGAGGAGCUCAUGGCAUACGGGAGUUGCCGCCCGCGAUCACCGGGCUGAGGCAAUUGAUGUGCCUUCGCCUCGAUUGGGACACCAGGCUACCAAGAAAUGGUGGGCUCGCAACCCUGACGUCGCUGGAGGAGAUGACCGGGCUCAGAGUUCGCCGUGAUUCUGCAGACGGCGUCGUCAGAGAGCUUCGCUGUCUGAAGAAGCUCAGGGUGCUCCGGCUCCAGUGGGGAGAGAUGGAGCACGGCGCGGGCAGAGCUGUGGUGGGGGCUCUCGGCGAGCUGCAGGGGAUCCAGAGCAUCGAGAUUUACGCUUACGGCGGUGGCGGCGGCGGCGUCGGUAACGUCGGCGACGGCUGGGUGCCUCCGGCGUGCCUCCGCCGGUUCGUGUCGAACGGGCCCACGAGCGCGUUCUCGGCGCUGCCGGCGUGGGUGCGCUGCUCGCCUCUGCCGCGCCUCGCCUUCCUCGACGUGUGGGUGGAUCGGGUGAGGCGGGGCGACAUCGGCGUCGUCGGGGAGCUGCCGGCCCUCCAGUCUCUCCGGCUGCGGGCCACCGGCCGGAUAGACGCGCGCCCGGCGGUGGAGCGGUUCGCGGUGCGCGCCGGCGCGUUCCCCUGCGCGGCGGCGUGCGCGCUCCUGCACUUCGUGACGGCGCCGUCCAUGUUCCCGCGAGGCGCCAUGCCGAGGGUUCGGCGGCUCUCGUUCAGCCUCAGGGCAUGGGACUUCGCCGCCGCCGGCGAUGGCGGCGGUGGUGGUGGGCUUAGGCUUGGGCUGCGCGAUCUGGGCAUGCAGAACCUCCCUUCGCUCGAGGACGUUCGCGUCGAGGUUUGGUACAAGAACACGGGAGAUGGCGGUGGUUCGGCGGUGACGAGGAAGGUGGAGGAGGCACUGCGACGCGUGGCGGCCGUCCAUCCCAACCGUCCGGCCAUCAACAUCCGCAGGAGGAAGAUGACGACUGGAUCGGCCCAAUCCGAUUCUUCCACUUUGUCUAUCUAAAUCCAGUCAAUAAUAAUCGGCAUGUUUUGGCAAAAGAAAAAAAAAGUCUGAAUUAUACCCCUGAAAAAAUAUUGAGUGAAUAUGAAUUACCCCCAUAUACUCGAAAACCAGACAUUGUUUCACCCCUGAAGUUUUAACACUAGACAAAACCCCCCGAGCACUGUUGUGAGUGGUUUAGGGUUCGAAUAGCAAACACAUGCUGUCCUG
Messenger RNA from Oryza sativa Japonica Group (Japanese rice), 1404 nucleotides. The record is from RefSeq and is a predicted model, not a curated record. NCBI's taxonomy places the organism in Eukaryota, Viridiplantae, Streptophyta, Magnoliopsida, Poales, Poaceae.